UAGGUCUACAAGGCAUAGUGAGACAGUGACAGGAAUUGAGCUUCAGAAGGAGGUUAAAGGGUGUUGGCGGGGAGAGGGCCAGAGAGGAGAUCUCGCUGGGAGAAUGCCCUUCAGUGGGAGGAGCCAGGCUUGUGGGGUUGAGAGCUAGGGGCUCCUUCAGCUUCCAGUUUCCUACGCACCGUCUGUCCCAAAGGGGUCGUCGGGAGUAUGUGAAGUGCGGGGCGCGAGGCUGGCCUCGAGUAGGCCGUCAACCGAGAGUGGUCAAGUGGAGGGCUGGGCGACACAGGAAUGAUGCAACCAGAGAGAAGCUUCCAGGGUUUUGGCUCUAGAUUUAGGCAGAAUUCUUUCCCAUAUGAUGUGAAGCGAGAUGUGUACAAUGAGGAGAACUUCCAGCAGGAGCACAGAAGGAAGACUGCUUCCUCUGGAAACGUGGACAUUGACAUCACCACCUUCAGUCACCAUGUCCAGUGCAGCUGCUCAUGGCACAAGUUCCGAAGAUGCAUGCUUACGGUUUUUCCCUUCCUAGAGUGGAUGUGUUUUUAUCGUUUCAAGGACUGGCUUCUUGGAGACUUACUUGCUGGUAUAAGUGUUGGCCUUGUGCAACUUCCCCAAGGUUCCUUCUUCCUUGUGAGUGCUCUGAUGAUCAAUGUCCUCAGGAUAUACCCAUUCAACAGUGGCCGCCUAGUGCUGGGAACUUUCAUCAGGGACGAUUUUUCUAACUUAUCCUUCUUUGAGGGCUAUAACAAGUCCUUGAGUGUGGUGGCGUCUACGACUUUGCUGACUGGGAUUAUUCAGCUAUCAAUGGGCAUGUUAGGUUUUGGCUUCAUUGUCACUUACCUUCCGGAGGCUGUAAUCAGUGCUUACCUGGCUGCCACGGCACUACACAUUAUGCUGUCUCAGUUGACUUGCAUCUUCGGGAUUAUGAUUAGUUUCAAUUCUGGUCCUGUCUCCUUCGUCUAUAACAUUAUUAACUACUGCAUAGGUCUCCCAAAAGCUAAUUCCACCAGCAUCCUACUAUUUCUAACUGCUGUUGUUGCUCUGAGAAUCAACCGAUGUAUCAGAAUUUCUGUCAAUCAGUACCCCAUCGAGUUUCCUAUGGAAGUUUUUCUGAUCCUUGGCUUCACUGCAUUUGCAAGCAAGAUAAACAUGGCCACAGAAAACAGCAAGAUGCUCAUUGAUAUGAUUCCUUAUAGCUUCCUGUUUCCUGAAACACCAGAUUUGAGCAUGCUUACUGCAGUUAUAUUAGAAUCUUUCUCCUUAGCCGUGGUGAGCUCAUCUCUGCUCGUAUUUCUGGGCAGGAAGAUUGCCAUCUUCCAUAACUACGACGUCAAUUCCAACCAGGAUUUAAUAGCCAUUGGCCUUUGCAAUGUCGUCAGUUCAUUUUUCAGAUCCUAUGUGUUUACUGGUGCUGUUAUCAGGACUGUUAUCCAGGAUAAAUCUGGAGGAAGACAACAGUUUGCAUCUCUGGUAGGCGCAGGUGUGAUGCUGCUCCUGAUGGUGAAGGUGGGACGCUUCUUCUAUGAGCUGCCAAAUGCUGUGCUGGCUGGUAUUGUUCUGAGCAACGCCCUACCGUACCUUGAAACUGUUUACAACCUACCAAAUCUGUGGAGGCAGAACCAAUAUGACUGUAUUGCUUGGAUGGUGACAUUCAUAUCUGCAAUUUUCCUGGGACUGGAUGUUGGACUACUGGUUUCAGUAGCUUUUACCUUUUUCAUCAUCACUGUUCAGUCACACAGAACUAAGAUUCUCCUCCUGGGUCAGAUCCCCAACACCAAUAUUUAUAGAAGCAUCCAUGACUAUCGAGAGGUUACAAACAUUCCUGGGGUGAAGAUCUUCCAGUGCUGCAAUUCCAUCACAUUUGUAAACGUUUACUACCUAAAGCACAAGUUGUUAAGUGAGAUUGAAAUGGUAAGGGUGCCUCUUACAGAAGAAGAAGUUUACGCCCUGUUUAGUCAAAGUGAAGAUGGCUCACAGCAACAGAAGAUUUGUCGGUGUUUCUGCAACUGUGAUGAACUGGAGCCACGGCCCAGGGUUGUUUACACAGAACGAUUUGAAAGUAAACGAGACAAGUACUCAUCCUCCAUUAACCUGAUCCGCUGCUCACGUUUUGAGAGCAUGAACACAAACCAAAGUAUGUCUGAUGAACAAGUACCGUACACAACAUCUUCCAUAUCUCAGGAAAACCCAAUACCAAACUAUGAGGAUGUGGAGAAAGUUUGGCCUUCUGAUAAUUCCUCCAGACUCUUCUCAACACUCCCUGAAGCUUCCGAAUCUCAGGUCAGGGAUAGACCACCCAUGCCUUACUUGGCCUCAUCUCUUCAACCCCUCAUCCACACCAUCAUCCUGGACUUCUCCAUGGUACAUUUGGUGGAUUCACAGGCUUCGGUCGUAUUAAGACAGAUGUGCAAUGCUUUCCAAAAUGCCAACAUCUUGGUGCUCAUUGCAGGAUGUCACUCUUCUGUGGUCAGGGCAUUUGAGAAGAAUGAUUUCUUUGACGCUAGCAUCACCAAGGCCCAGCUGUUCCUCACCCUCCACGACGCUGUGCUAUUUGCUUUGUCAAGGAAGUUGCCAGAGCCCUCUGAGUUAAGCAUGGAUGAAUCUGAGACAGUGAUACAAGAAACCCACUCAGAAACAGACAAGAAUGGAGAAUCAAGGCAUAAAAUGAGCAGCAGUUUUAUCGAAAUCCCCAAAAAUAAAAGUCCAGGUUUCUCUACACUCCAGGAUCCAGUAAGAGAGGAGGAAUCAGAGCUAGACUUGGAGCUGGAUCGCAUUCUGGAGUCAGAACAAGAGCCUGGGCUAGAUCUGGACCUAGACCUGGAUCACGAGAUGGAGCCUGAGUCAGAGCUGGAGCCUGAAUCUGAGAUGGAUCCAGAGACUGAGCCAGAACCUGAGCUCGAAUCCAGGCCAAGGGCUCAGACUUACCCUCAGCAGCAGUACUGGCCUCUGUAUCAGUCUUUGGCUCCCAACUCCGCACCUCAGACUUAGCCUAGGACACAGUCAGAAGACACAUCAGCAUAUGAAUUCAUAGACAUCCGAGGGCAAACCACUGAGGAUCCCUUGGAGAUGAACUAGGAGUAAGGGCUCAGAUUCCCUUGGCAAAUCCUCCCCACCCACUUAGUCUGGAGACCUCAACUAGUUACAACUAGUAGGACUUGCUUUGGGAUUCUUCCACCUGCUGGCCUUCUUCUGCUCAGCACUGGGAUCCCACUCCCAGAUCACAAUACUCAGCACGAAGAAUUGUCUCUGAAUUCCUUAUCCAGGCUCACUUCAUUUCACUUUCAGCAGGUAUUCCAGUGAAGGAUUUCCUUCUUCACACACCACACUUCUUUUGUUGUUUUUUUUUUAGACCAUCUCUCACUUACUUUUUUCAUCUCUGUUCCCCCUUCUACAAAGAGAUGAGGCUCAAAUAAAAUAUAUAACUCUAGUUACAUUUGGACCCCUCCUGCUUCUUCUCCCUUCUUUGCAUUCUGCAGGGAAAUGUCAGGUGGGAGAAAUUCCAGAAGUAGGUAGACAUGGUGGGAAAGAGAUGAGCAAGACAAAAAAAAAAAAAACCAGAUAGCAUUUGUAUUUUAUCUGCAAGUUAUCUUCACUGCAUUGACACAGCGGGAAAUAGGGGUAAACAGGCAGGUGAAGUUAGAUCAGCCUGUGAGGCUUGUAGUACAAAGAAGUGUUAGGCUGAAAGCGCUUUUGCCAUCACUCCAAGGUCAGGAUCUUAUCCUGCCACUGUUUCAGAAGGCCAGUGAGCUGUACCAACCAAUGAGACUUGUUAGCUCUAAAGAAUUCUCCUUGGCCUUCAGAUUCACAAUCGCCAUCUUCUUUCUUAUAGGUUUUUAAGAUAUGGGUAAUCUAGAAUCUGUACUCUCGGUAGACCAAACUUAGUUAAAAAUCUGUGACAUACACAAAACCCUUAGGAGUCAAAGAGGUCAGUCAGUACUGGUUUGGUCCAAAUCCAUUUUUUAAAUUUCCCUCUUAUCCAUUAAAAAAGUAUCUAGUAUUAAGGUACAAUCUGAAGAGAAAAUAAACCCCUGGGCAAAAGUAUAUGGAAUCCUGAACUUUAUUUCCCACUUAGUAAACAAGAUUCCUCUUGCCUGGGCAAUCAAUUUCUCUCAUCUGUUAGAUGAAAGAAAUCCUUGUUAAAAUAUAAAUAUCUCUUAUCACAGAGAUAGUGUGUGCAUUCACUCACUCUCCAUUUACUAAGUGACUGCUACAUAUGUAGCACUUGGGUUGUUUCCAGUUUUGGGCUGUUAUAAGUAAGGACGCUAUGAACAGCAAUGUAACAGUCUUUGUAUGAACACUUCAUUUCUCUUAGGAAUAGAAUGGCUGAGACAUAUGGUAAGUGUAUAAUUAACAUUUAAAGAAUUUUCCAAACUAUUUUCAAAAUGUUUGUAUUAUUUUGUAUUCCUGCCAACAGUGUGUGAGAAUUUAGUUCCUCCAUAUUUUGUCAACACUUGUUAUGAUCAGUCUUUUUAAUUUGAAACCUAAUCAGUAUGCAGUUAUAUCUCACUGUAGUUUAUCUCUAGCUGCUUUUAAAGUUUGCUCUUUAUUACCAGUUUGAAAUGAUUGGAUUAUGGUAGACUUUGGUGUCUUUGAUCACUUAUGCUUUGUUAGGUGAGAUGAGAGCAUCACUUAGCGUAGGGCUAAUUUUUCCCCAAAACCGAAACAAAUUCUUUCUGAAAACUCUAUCCAAUUCUCCGAAUAUUGGACUUAACAUAAUCAGAGGAGCCUCAUGCUUUAAUUAAUUUUGUGUUAUUUUAUAAAUCUGCGGAUGGAAACUUUUUUGAACUCGUGGUAUAAAUUUGUUAAAGUACAGUUUUUUGUUGUAAGAAUAACACUGCUCUUUAAUGAAAAUCUAUAAAAUACAGAAAAGCAGGGGGAAAAAAGAAUAUCCUGUACUUCCAUUUCCUAGAGAUAAAUUCUGUUAACAUUCUGGGGUAUUUCUUUUACUUUACUAGAAAGCAUACUAAUGAAGUGAUUCUUCCCUCCCAA
This is a messenger RNA of Camelus dromedarius (Arabian camel), 4986 nucleotides long. It is a transcript of the gene SLC26A8, whose product is annotated as solute carrier family 26 member 8. The record is from RefSeq and is a predicted model, not a curated record. Gene Ontology annotation, cellular component: plasma membrane. The transcript has 19 exons. Gene Ontology annotation, biological process: transmembrane transport. NCBI's taxonomy places the organism in Eukaryota, Metazoa, Chordata, Mammalia, Artiodactyla, Camelidae. Gene Ontology annotation, molecular function: sulfate transmembrane transporter activity; bicarbonate transmembrane transporter activity; oxalate transmembrane transporter activity. Bases 289 to 2985 code for a protein of 898 amino acids.